Molecule: messenger RNA, 2706 nt
Organism: Closterium sp. NIES-65
Lineage: Eukaryota; Viridiplantae; Streptophyta; Zygnematophyceae; Desmidiales; Closteriaceae
Source: the annotation of a GenBank genome assembly
AUGGAGAUUAUGCCGCGUAAGAGGAAGAGAAGAGCGGGCGUGACAAUAACGGGAACUCCGGAGCGAUCUUACGGUGACUAUAACGAAGACUCGCCGGACUCUGACGGUGGUCAAGCCCUAUUUGUUCCGCGGAAAAGGCAGAGAACGAAGCGGAGCCGAAACGGCGGCGUAUCGAACGGCGGAGAAACCAUUGGCGGCGGCGGCGGCGGAGGGGGGAGAGAGCGGAGACCGCCUCUUAGGGGAAAAGGGGAACUGGGGAGCCCGGGAAGUCCGGAAGGCGAUGUAUCGGGGGAAAGCGGAGACGGGGUUGCACAUGGGGAGCGGGUUAGGCGGAAGCGUAGACCGAGCGUGAAAGCGGGGGAAGGAGCGGAAGGGAGAGGGGAGAGGGGGGGUGACGGGAGGAGAGAGAGAGGAAGGCAGGGAUUGGCUGGUUUGAGGAGGGAUAGGAGGGGGAAGAGAAGGGAGGAAGAUGGGGAUGGGGAGGGGGAGGGGGAGGAUUUGGAAGGGAAGGGGAGGAGAAGAGAGACAACGAUGGGGGGAGUGGAGAGGGGGCAUAGGGUGUUGGCAGGAGAGGAAGGAGGGGAUGGUAAUAGCGAGGACGCCAAUAAGGAGGACAGUGGAGAGGAGGAGAGGGGGAGUGAGGAGGAAGGGAGUGGAGAGUCGAGUGGGGGGGAGCGAGAGAGUGUAGGAGGAAGGGGAGGUGGGGGGCGGGCGCUGGGUAACAGGGAGGGAGGAGAAAGAGAGGAGGAAGAGGAUGGGGAGGGUGGAAGGGAGGAGAAAUACGUUGAGAAGCGUCGUGGGAAAGGGAAUAAGGGGAGACGUGGAGUAGGGGAGAACGCAGAGGGAGAGGAGGAAGAGGAGGAAGAAGAACGCGGAACAAGAGGGAAAGGUGGGAGGGGUGGAAAGGGGUCUAGGGGAGGUAGGGGAGGUGAUGGAGAGGCGAAGAGGAGGAGAAGGCGAGGCAAACGGACUGCUGAUGCGAGCAAUGACGGGGAGGAGGGGAUGGAGGGAGAGGGGGUAGGGGGGUCUGUGGUUCGGAAGAGGAGGGGGAGGAGGCCUGCUGCAAGUCCCUUAGAGGGGGGAGAAGGAGGCGUGAUACAGUCACGAGCAGCAGCAUCGCCUGCCCCAAAGAAGAAAGGCACGCAGGAUAGGCGUGCGGAUGGGGGGGGAGACGGAGAGGGGCGAAUAGAUGCAGACACGGAUUCUGAAGAGACAACUGAGUCGGAGGGAGGGGAUAAUGAGAGCGAGGAUGGGGGUGCGGAGCAGGAGGGGGAGGAGGGUGGGGAGCAGGAGGGGGAGGAGGGUGGGGAGCAGGAGAGGAAGGAGCAGGAGAAAAGGGCCGUGGAAGGUAUGUCAGAGCGGAGAGUGAAAGGUCAAAGUAGAGAGCGGGAGGAGCGGGAGGAGGAAGAGAGGGAUGAUAAAGAUGCGGAAAGGGGUGAAGGUGGGGGUUUGGGGAAAGAGAAGGGAGGAGGAGGGAAGGGAGGGGAGGAAAAGAGAGGCUCUGAGCAGCAAGAAGAUUCUGAUGACGAGGAUGGUGCUGAGCUGGCAUCUGAUAACCCUGAGGUGGCAUUGGACGAAGCUGACGACGCAGAACCGGUGAUUCUGGACAGUGGGGCUGCUGCUGACGUGUCCACGCCCUCUGUUGAGCUGGCAGGGGAAGGGAGCGGGGAGGAUGUGACUGAAAUGAGGGAUAGAGAAGGGGAGGAAGAGGAAGAGGAGGUUAUGGAAGUGAGUGGGAGGAGGAGGAGCACAGACGGUGCGGAGGAGGUGGUGGUGGUGGAAGAGAAGGGGAGGAGGGAGGGAGGAGGUGGGAGAGCAAGGGACAGGCAGGUAGUUGACUUGGAGGGAUAUGGGAGUUCGCAAAUUCAAGAGAUUCAAGACACUCAGGAGGUUCAGCAGGAGGGGAAUGAGGGGACUGAGGAAGUUGAGGAUGAAGGGGAGGAUGAGGAGGAGGAGGAGGUUCAGGAGGAGGGGGAGGAGUUGCAGGCUGCUGACGUGGAUGAGGAGGAGAAUGACGUGGAUGAUGACGUGGACGAUGAUGCUGCUCAAGAGAAUCAGGAAGACGGGGGAGCGGGUUCGGGAGGUCCAGGCUCGGGGAAGGGUCAGGAGGAGGGCGGCAAAGGGAAGGCGGGAGAAGGAGCAGGAGGUGGGUCAGGAAGAGUUGGGAGAGAGGCAGGGGAGAAGGAUGAAGAGGGUGAGGAGGAGGGUGAAGGGGAGGAGGCGCAAAGGGAGGAGGGGAACGUUGGUGGUGGUGGUAACCGCAUGGUGGAAGGGACAGUAGAGAAACCUGCGAAAGCCCCGUCGAGCAUUCCGAAGAGAUUUCUCAAGGAGUUGAGGGAGCUUCGGGAAAUUAGUGGGAUUCCCGAGCCUGCUUUGGCCUCGGAUGCUGCCGAGCCUAGAGAAGGCACUCAGGCUCGGAAUGGGGCUGCAGCAGGCUCGGCGACACGUGGCUGGGUUCCUCCGAGUGUGCUUCACGAUCCAACCUCCAUUGCCUGCUAUGUGCCGACGAGUGGACCACAUGUUCCAAAGCAGCUGCCACAGGAUGUCAUGAGUUUGGGUGUGCACUUGUUUGCGAAGAGCCCUGGCGCAUUGUUGUGGCAGCAGCAAGCCAAGGCAAGGGGAGGAGGAGGCUCCAUGAGAAAGGAAAAUGUGCCUUCUAUCACCAGUUACAGUUCUUUCUUUGUAGGUUUAGAGAGCCAGAAGUAG